AGAAGAACUGAGGAUUCUUCAUGCACUGCGUGUUAACGAAGAACCGAUGACGAGGCGCAGCACAUCGAAACUAUGUGAAAUAUAGCUGUUUAAGUCAAAACUCGUCCUAAUAGUGCUGUAAAAUCUCAUGAGAACGCCAGCCGAAACAGCAUAGUAACAGAUCUAAGCAACGCCCAAAGCGUCGUAUCGUAUACAACACACAUCCCAAUCGAGUGCAAUGGCCUGCCCAUUGCUCAAACUACUGCUGCUCGUCGGCAUACUUGUGCUUCAAGUGAUUUACACCUGCAAAGCCACACUAAUCGUCGAUGAGAAGGAUGAGCAGCGGAGAGUAUCCGAGGUUAUGUGGGAGAUAACCUACGAUCCCCCUAAGCUCGACAUGAAUAUGAGCUCGGUGUUGAAUGUGUCCAUCCGGAUCGACCACAUUACGGCGGAAGAUUUAAAUGAUAUCCGCAUGGUGCAACUCAAGAGCGAGCGCGAGCACGUGGCCUGGGUGGAGAAUGGAACAAUCUUACUCCGCUCAGCCGCUGAUGCAUCCGACCCGUACAAUGGAACGUUCGGUGUCGUGGGUAACUUCCUUGGGCAGACGAACUUAUUUGUGGAGCUUGUGCGUAAGAAUGGCACAACCGAGCGCGUACCAUCGUCCAAUCUUCCGGUAAUUGUAAGACGCCAGCCCCGUGUUAUCGAUCACGUUUUCACCGGUUCCGUCAUCCUGCUGAUGUCGAUUUUAUACAUAAACUUCGGUGCCGCACUGGAUGUUGUCGCCUUGAAGCAGAUAGCUCGCCGACCGGUUGGCCCCGUGAUUGGGUUCUUGUGUCAAUUCAUAUUUAUGCCUUUGCUAAGCUUCGGCCUGGGACACCUGCUGUUUCCGGACAACUACGAGCUACAGUUGGGACUAUUUUUCACCGGUGUUUCGCCGGCGGGAGGUGCCUCUAACAUAUGGACAGUUGCGCUUGGCGGAAAUCUGACACUGUCCGUUGCGAUGACCACCAUCAGCACGCUGGCGGCGUUUGGAAUGAUGCCGCUGUGGAUUUUCACACUGGGGAGAAAAAUUUUUGAACGCGCAAAAUUAGGCGUCCCGUACAGUCGGUUCGCCUACUCAGCGAUCGGAUUGGUAGUGCCCAUAAGUGCUGGAUUGCUUAUACAACGGUACUGUCCGCGAUUCGCCCGGGUGCUCGUGCGUAUCCUCAAGCCGAUGUCGGUUAUUUUGAUUUUGUUCAUCGUCAUCUUUGCCAUCAUCACCAAUCUGUACCUAUUUGAAUUGUUUUCGUGGCAAAUCAUCGUGGCUGGGCUGGGUCUCCCGUUGCUCGGGUACUGUUUUGGCUUUUUGGCAAGUCACCUGAUGCGUCUGCCGCUCGCCGACGCGCUAGCAAUCUCCGUAGAAACCGGAAUUCAAAAUACAGGCAUCGCGAUCUUCCUGUUGCGAUUCGCGCUAGAGCAACCGGCGGCUGACCUGACGACGGUGAUGCCCGUUUCGACUGCGAUCAUGACCCCACUGCCGCUGAUGUUGCUUAUGGUCGGCCUCCGGCUACAUGCACGCAAACAUCCUUAUCAUCCCAUUUCAGAUCGAAGCAACGCAACGAAGGCAGUUUAAUCGCAAAGGACGACACCAGUCCAUCUAUCAAUCCAUCCAUGUAACACAGAUGGGAUGACCUUUCACGGUUGCGGCUUUAUCCUGCUGGGAAAACUACGAUCAUUCGAAUAUUAUACACAGCACCAACUUUUGUACAUCGAAAU
Anopheles coustani is the source of this 1734-nucleotide messenger RNA. RefSeq names its product ileal sodium/bile acid cotransporter-like. The record is from RefSeq and is a predicted model, not a curated record. The transcript is spliced from 3 exons. NCBI's taxonomy places the organism in Eukaryota, Metazoa, Arthropoda, Insecta, Diptera, Culicidae. Gene Ontology annotation, cellular component: membrane. The coding region runs from base 218 to 1591 and encodes 457 amino acids.